CCGGGGCCGGCGGCUGCCGCGGGGCGCGGCGCGGCGAGCCGGCGCUGCCGAGCUGUCACCGUGAAAUCCCUCUGAGCCUGGUGACAGUAGUGGACUAAUGGGGCUGAACAACAAUCUCGAUCUCUAAAGGAGAGACCGGUGAGUGAUGUGGACCUAACUGAUGUUAUGAAAUGCAAAAUCCAUCCACACAAGAGGAGAGGAGCCCUCUAGGAAUAGCAAUUGGAGACAACCUGCUGCACUCUGAUUCUCUGCAAGACAAACAUCACUAAAGCCCAGCAGCAAGAAAGAAGGAGUUCUUCAUGACAAAAUGACAGCAAGAGAGAACAGUCCCCGCCAUGGUGCAAAAUCCCGCGGUGUGCAGCGGGCCUCCACCAUUGACGUCACGUCGGACAUGCUAGGCCUUUCUUUAGCAGGGAACAUUCAGGAUCCAGAUGAGCCGAUUUUAGAGUUCAGUUUAGCUUGCAGUGAGCUGCUAACUCCGUCGCUAGAUCGAAAACCAAAUAGUUUUGUAGCAGUGAGUGUAACUACACCUCCUCAGGCAUUCUGGACGAAGCAUGCACAAACAGAAAUUAUUGAGGGAACAAGUAAUCCUAUCUUUCUAAGCAGCAUUGCCUUUUUCCAAGAUUCUCUCAUCAAUCAAAUGACACAAAUCAAACUCUCUGUGUAUGAUGUGAAAGAUAGAUCUCAGGGAACAAUGUAUUUAUUGGGUUCUGGGAUGUUCACUGUAAAAGAACUUCUUCAGGAGAGGAAUCACAGGUUGCACAUAACACUAAGGUCCACCUCCAAAAAAAUUUCAACGCAGAGUGUUUGUUGCAGGUCUGCUGAAAGUGACCGUGUAGGUAACAUUACAGUUAUUGGAUGGCAAAUGGAGGAAAAAACUGACCAAAGGCCUCCGGUGACAAGGUCACCUGAUACGAUUAACGGAAGGAUGGUAUUGCCAGUUGAUGAAAGUUUAACAGAAUCUUUAGGAAUCAGGUCCAAAUAUGCUUCAUUGCGGAAAGAUGCACUGCUGAAAUCUGUGUUUGGUGGUGCCAUUUGCCGGAUGUAUCGCUUUCCCACGACGGAUGGAAACCACCUAAGAAUCUUGGAGCAAAUGGCCGAGAGCAUACUGUCGCUGCACAUCCCCAGGCAGUUUGUGAAGCUUCUUCUAGAAGAAGAUGCAGCAAGGGUUUGUGAACUAGAAGAGCUAGGAGAGCUCUCUCCCUGUUGGGAAAGCCUUCGUCGACAAAUAGUUACUCAGUACCAAACAAUUAUAUUAACCUAUCAAGAAAAUCUAACAGACCUGCAUCAGUAUAAAGGUCCUUCAUUUAAAGCCAGUAGCUUGAAAGCUGAUAAAAAAUUGGAAUUCGUUCCCACGAAUUUACAUAUACAGAGAAUGAGAGUCCAGGAUGAUGCAGGAUCAGAUCAGAACUACGACAUAGUCACCAUAGGAGCACCAGCAGCUCAUUGUCAAGGCUUUAAAUCAGGUGGCUUGCGGAAAAAGCUGCAUAAAUUUGAAGAGGCAAAGAAACACAGUUAUGAGGAGUGUUGCACCUCAACAAGUUCCCAGUCUAUAAUCUACAUCCCACAAGACAUCGUUAGAGCAAAGGAAAUCAUUGCACAAAUCAACACUCUGAAAACUCAAGUCAGUUACUAUGCAGAAAGGCUCUCAAGAGCUGCCAAGGAUAGAUCAGCUAAUGGCCUUGAAAGAACACUUGCCAUCCUGGCAGACAAGACCCGGCAACUUGUCACAGUCUGUGAUUGCAAGCUGUUGGCAAAUUCAAUACAUGGACUGAAUGCUGCUAGGCCAGAUUAUAUAGCUUCAAAGGCAUCUCCAACCUCUGGAGAAGGGGAACAAGUGAUGCUGAGGAAUGACCAGGAUACACUUGUGGCCAGAUGGACAGGAAGAAAUAGCCGAUCUUCUCUGCAGGUGGAUUGGCAUGAAGAAGAAUGGGAGAAAGUUUGGUUGAAUGUUGACAAAAGUCUGGAGUGUAUUAUACAGAGAGUGGACAAACUUCUCCAGAAAGAGCGCUUGCAAAGCGACAGCUGUGAAGACGUUUUCCAAUGCGAUAUCAGCUGUACUAGUAAAAAAGGUAAUCGGGACACUCGCGCCUACUGGAUAAAUCCAGAAGAUUUAAAUGAGACCUCAUCUUCACCUUCAUCAUCCUCACCUUCAUCAUCCUCACCACCAUCUUCAUCCACACCAUCCUGUGCAUGCCAUUCUCUCAGAAACACAAAUUGCAGCCCCGCUCCAGAAGAAUCCAGCCCAGGUGAAUGGAGUGAGGCUCUUUACCCCUUGCUGACAACACUCACAGACUGCGUAGCCAUGAUGAGUGACAAGGCAAAGAAAGCCAUGGUCUUUUUAUUAAUGCAGGACAGUGCUCCAACAAUAGGGCUGUGCCUGAGCCUUCAGUAUCGCAGGGAUGUUGUCUUCUGCCAAACUCUGACAGCUCUUAUUUGUGGUUUCAUUAUCAAGCUGAGGAACUGCCUACAUGAUGAUGGAUUUCUGAGACAACUCUAUACCAUUGGCUUGCUGGCGCAGUUUGAGAGCCUGCUGAGCACUUACGGUGAGGAGCUGGCAAUGCUGGAGGACAUGAGUUUGGGAAUAAUGGACUUGAGGAAUGUAACCUUUAAAGUAACUCAGGCCACAUCAAGUACAUCUACUGACAUGCUGCCAGUCAUCACUGGAAAUCGUGAUGGAUUUAAUGUGAGGAUCCCUUUGCCAAGCGCCUUGUUUGAUUUGCUGCCGCGAGAAAUUCAGAGUGGCAUGUUACUGAGGGUUCAGCCUGUUCUUUUCAAUGUGGGAAUCAAUGAGCAGCAAACCCUAGCAGAGAAGUUUGGAGACACCUCACUUCAAGAAGUAAUUAACAUGGAAAGCUUAGUCCGGUUGAAUUCAUAUUUUGAACAGUUCAAAGAAGUUUUGCCUGAUGAUUGUCUACCUCGAUCUCGUAGUCAGACAUGCCUGCCUGAACUGUUAAGAUUUCUGGGGCAAAAUGUACAUGCAAGGAAAAAUAAGAAUGUUGAUAUCCUUUGGCAAGCUGCUGAGAUAUGCCGCAGACUAAAUGGUGUUCGCUUUACAAGCUGUAAAAGUGCCAAGGAUAGGACAGCCAUGUCGGUCACCCUAGAGCAAUGUUUGAUCCUACAGCAUGAACAUGGGAUGGCUCCCCAGGUCUUCACCCAGGCUCUGGAGUGUAUGAGGAGUGAGGGUUGUCGACGAGAAAAUACAAUGAAGAAUGUUGGAUGUCGCAAGUAUGCAUUUAAUUCCCUGCAACUGAAGGCUUUCCCAAAGUAUUACAGGCCUCCAGAAGGAACUUAUGGAAAAGUUGAAACAUAAGCAUAUUAUGUCCUUUAAUUGCUGUUCCAUUAAAACAUGUGGAUACACUCUAGAUUAAUAUAUGAUUUUGUCAUCCAGAACAGAUAAAUAACUUUUUUGUACGCUUCACUAGAUUAUAUGGAGCAUGUUACUUAAAGAAUUGGAAUCUAUAGUAACAAUUAUUCUGACACCUUAGCUUGAGAAUAGUGAUGACUCUGCCCAUUUAAAUAGCCUUCAGUGUAUGUAAGAUGAACAGAUAUUUUACCAUGUAAUAAUUACCUAUAUGCAAAUAGCUAGGCUCCUCCUGGAUGGCAAGGACUUUAUGAAUGGCAUUUAGGCAGCUGUUUCGCAUAACAUCUUUUAUACUGAGUUGACUUGAGAUUGAGCUUUUCAUAAACUUUUUAAAACUGAGAGUAAAACUCAAAAGUUGUAAAUAAAAAGGGAUUGGAUCCUAGACAGUCUAAUAACUGUAAAAUGCAUUGUUACAAUCAAGAAACAGAUGUUUAACUUAAAAAAAAAAAAAAAAAAAAAAGAAGAAGAAGAAGAAGAAAAAAGUCAGCACAAUAAAAGCUGGGAGUUUGAAAUGUUUUGCUGUAUAUAGGAUACCAUCUUCAUAUAUGAACUUAAUACAUAUAAGGCCAGGCAUAUGAGGUCUAGUUCUGUCUAAAUCAAAGACAAAAUCCCAUUGUUUUCAGCAGCAGAAGACUUGGGCACACAUCUUAACUGAUUUUAAGAGAUGUUUCAAAAAUAUGACACUUUCUAAACCAUUAAUGCCAGCAAGAGUUACCUCUGCCCUUCCCAACCAUAAUUAAAGUGCAGCAACCAAGUUGCUGAUGUUGCAUAUGAAAUGUUCAAUAUGUUUCAAUAUGUAUCAUAUAAUAAUUAACAUAUUUUUACCCAUAGCAUUUUAUAUCACUUCUUUAUUGUAAGUGUUAAUAUCAUGGGGAUUUAUGGGGUUUUUUUUGACUGGCAUUUUUAAAUUUUUGCAUUAUCUGGCAAUACAAAAAUUUUUGAAGCGCCCAACACAUACUAGUUACUCCAUAACAAAAAAUGGUUCCUGUUUAGCUUUGCAUUUUACCUUACUAGACUCUGUUCAGAAUCAUGUAUAGGAAAUACAGCUAUUUUCAGAAUAUUUCUGAGGAAGGUAGCAAUGGCCUAUUUUGAAACAAAGUAACUGCUAAUGUGUUACUGCUAACCUGUGAGAACUUCAGCUGUGUUCAAGCUCAUGACUAAGGUGACUAGUUGAGCAUUUGAUAAAAAAACUUUCAGGAGACCUCCUUGAAAAUAGUCAUCUCCCAAAGAUUGCCUUUGAAUAUGAGAUUCCCUUUUAAGACACAGAUAAACAUUAAUUUCCAAAUUUUACAGACUUAAAUCAUCUCUAGCUAGUUUAAUUCAGCCCAUUGUGCUUCACUUCUAAGGAUAUAAACUUUAGAAUAGAGAAAUCUGGUUAUUUAUUGUUGUGAGAGUAGCAACAGCCAGGUAAGUAUACGGCUGUUUUCUGAUUUCUUUCUGCCUCUCACUGAUGUUUGUCUGUGCUGUCACUGCUCUAUCAGUCAUGUUCAUUCUGCUCCCAUAUAGGUUUGGGGGUUUUAAGUACAGUGGUUUUUGCAUUUUGCUUUUUGCAGUUUAACACUGAGCAGCAUGUCACUAAGCCAGUUUAGAGAGUUCUGCUGAACUAGGUUGUUACCAUUAUUUCAGUCAUUAUAGGAGAACAAACCAAUUUCUGUGCAAAAUCAAUGUAUUUCUAGUACCUAUACCAGUUCUGAACAAAUAAUCUGUAGUAGAACAGUCCCUUGGAAACUUAGAAACUCUGCUUUGCAGGUAAUAAACUACUGCAUUUUUUUUUUUACUAAUAUGUAAAACAAAUGUAUGGUGAAAAACUUUUUUAAAAGAUCUCUUCAGACGUGUUACUCCAUUAGUUCUGCUCAACCUUCAGUCCCUGGUGCAUUAUGAAAUGCUACAUUUAUUUUUGUAUAAACUAUACUCUUUAUAUCCCUUUGUUUUUAUUAGUUGAUAAUUUUAUUUUGUAUAUUUCAAACAGAUAGUUAAUUAUAUAUUUUAAAUCUUAUAUUGUUACACUGAAAAUCUUCUUCCAGUGUUCACCUUCAGAAGAAAAUCAUAUGAGAUCUGUUGUAACAAUUAGCAGAGCCACCCACUGAUAUUGUGGCCAAUAAUCAUUAGAUCCACUCUAGAGCUUAGUGAUCCUUUAUUUAUUUUGUAUACCCAUCCAAACAGGAAAAGUUCCCAAGCUUUGUAUGUGCACAGUGUUUGCUCACCUUUUUAAAGUGGCAGAAUAUCAGUCUCAAGUACUGCAUUAUUUUGUUUAAACUAUUCUGAUUUCAGUAUACUUACAUGUAAAGCACCAUUGUUCAGCUAACAUUUUAAAUAGUCUACAUGGUCAGUACAUGCACAUCGGUGGGCUUGUUUAAAGGGUAUAAAGAACAGUAAGAUCUUGAGCAGUUCAUCAAAAAAGAAAAACUGUGAAACUUUAAAUCUGUAUAGGAAACUUCACAAGGGUGAAGUAAGUUUUACUAUUGCACAGAAGGCAAAUUUAAGGAUUACUGUAAAAUGAAGUUCUGUCUGUUCUUUUUGAGUACAUUUUUUAAAUUAUAAAACAUACAAAGGUUAAAAAAAAAGAAAACUGUUGCCAAGUAUGUUCUGUGUAUGUUCUGUGAAAGUACCUACAGCACAGUUGCCUUUUGUUCCACUUAUACAUGUAAAAUUAUUGUAUAAUACAACACUGUUUUGUCCCAACAUAAUUGUAUUUGCCAAGCUUUCUGCAUUGACAUAUUUUUAUUUAUUUGGUUUUGGGCAGUAUUAAUAUAUCAUAAACAUAUCGCUACUGUUUUAUAUAUUCCUAGUUCAUCCACUCCAUGUAUGCUGUAAAUGUGCUAGUCUUUAGAAUGAAAACAAAUAAAGAACUGACAAGAAUACCAAAAUGGUGGCUUACUUUCAAUGCAUUUGUGGUAAAUAAAACGUACUCUCUCAAA
Molecule: messenger RNA, 6282 nt
Organism: Rhea pennata
Lineage: Eukaryota; Metazoa; Chordata; Aves; Rheiformes; Rheidae
Gene: INPP4A
Product: inositol polyphosphate-4-phosphatase type I A
Exons: 27
Coding region: 308-3313 (1001 amino acids)
Cellular component (GO): cytoplasm
Molecular function (GO): phosphatidylinositol-3,4-bisphosphate 4-phosphatase activity
Source: RefSeq, a predicted model, not a curated record